Molecule: messenger RNA, 810 nt
Organism: Darwinula stevensoni
Lineage: Eukaryota; Metazoa; Arthropoda; Ostracoda; Podocopida; Darwinulidae
Source: the annotation of a GenBank genome assembly
AUGGCCAAUUACGAAUGGGUCACCCAGCGGCUCCAGGGAUUCCUUCGACCUCCUCGAGGACAGGUCAGGGAUUAUCGAGCGAAGAUGCGAAUGAGCCCUCCGCCUUUGCAGGUGGUGGUGGUGAUGGGAUCCGCCUCGGACCAGCCCGCGGGGGAGGAGAUCCGCCGGGAGUGCGAAUGCCUCGGGAUCCCCUGCAGGCUGAGGGUCGCCUCCGCGCACAAGGCGACGCUGGAGGCUCUCCGCAUCGCCGCCGAGUGCGAGGGCGAGAAGGUGGUGCUGGUGGCGGUGGCAGGUGGCAGCAACGGCCUGGGACCCGUCCUCUCCGGGAACACCGCCCUCCCCGUCAUCAACUGCCCGCCGCUGUCUCCCUCGUGGGGAGACAAGGACGUCUGGUCCUCCCUCCGGCUGCCCUCCGGUGAGUCCCGCGUCGCGGCGUCCAUCCGGCACGCACGGCGUCCAUCCGGCACGCACGGCGUCCAUCCGGCACGCACGGCGUCCAUCCGGCACGCACGGCGUCCAUCCGGCGUGCGGCCUUCGAUCUGGGUGGAGGAGUUCGGUGCGUCGUGGGAGAAGGGAUUUGUGGGUCUGAAGGCCACUGAGGGAGAACUCGGGUUCGAGUGGCGACGAAGAAUGGACGUUGAGGAAAAUGGGUUGUCGUGUGCGACGGUGAUGCGCGGCGAGGCGGCCGCCCUCCACGCGGCGACGAUCCUGGCCCCCGGGGAGCCUCUCCUCUGGGCCCGGCUGCAGGCGCGGCUCCUCCGGACGCAGGUGGCUCUGCGCCGAGCGGAUGCGGAGCUUGGAUCGUCCUGA